Messenger RNA from Oncorhynchus nerka (sockeye salmon), 2875 nucleotides. Its product is annotated as serine protease 23. Gene Ontology annotation, molecular function: serine-type endopeptidase activity. Lineage: Eukaryota; Metazoa; Chordata; Actinopteri; Salmoniformes; Salmonidae. The record is from RefSeq and is a predicted model, not a curated record. The coding region runs from base 273 to 1472 and encodes 399 amino acids. Gene Ontology annotation, biological process: proteolysis. The transcript has 2 exons.
UCAUUAAAUUAAACUCUGGUUAGUAUCCAGAGCGCCUUUCCCAAUGGAGGAGCGUCUACAGCGGACCGGUUGCCUUCGGAAAUCUUUUGAGAGAAUACAUCUUUUUCAUUGGACCUCCUCUCUCCUGAUGUAAGGAUCUACUUUUUGAAAGGACUAGUUUAACUUCCACCCCUUCGCAGCACCCGCGUUAUCGCACCGAUACCCCUCUGAUGUCCGCCCGGUAGCAGCAACAACCGCAGCUUCCCCAGACCCCCAUCGCGUGCCGCUUGCCAAUGCAAACCAAGCAGAAGUGGGGAGAAGCGCUCCGUGGGUCUCCCUCCUCCAUGGCCUCUUUUCCCUCCAUCCCAUCCCCCCUUCCCCUCCUCUCCCUCUUCCUCCUCCUCUCCAUCCCUCCAGUGGCUCCUAUCCAGCCCCAAUGGCCCCUGCAACGCGUCCCUGUGGUCUUACCCCAGGUGACAGAGGACCGACCCGCCCCUCACUUCCAGGCUGACGCCCGAUUGGACGUCACCUCCCCAUGUGACCCAGAAUGCCACAAGAAGGCUCUUCCCCCCAGCUACUGGGACCUGCGUAGCAUCCUGUCAUACGAGACACUCCAUAGCAACGGUCGCCUCACCGAAACCGCCGUGGGGAUCUACGGGUACACCGCCCGCACCCAGACCACGCCGGCACUGCCUUCCCGACGCAAACGUCAGAUCUUUGGCCAUGACGGGCGUUUCAGCAUUGUAGGGCAAGACUUCCUGUUGAACUACCCAUUCUCGGCAGCGGUCAAGCUGUCCACCGGGUGUUCUGGAACACUGGUGGGCGACCGGCACGUUCUGACCGCCGCCCACUGCGUCCACGACGGGAAGAACUACGUGAAGGGGGCGCAAAAGCUCCGGGUGGGUUUCCUGAAGCCAAAGCAGCGUGACUCUCCCAAUCCAGCCUCUGCCACCAAUGCAUCCCACACCCAUCCAUCACCCCCAGAUAAGAUGAAGUUCCAGUGGAUUCGUGCCAAGCGCACCCACGUGCCCAAAGGCUGGAUCAAGGGCAACGGCAACGACAUCGGAAUGGACUACGACUACGCCUUGUUAGAGCUCAAGAAGACCCACAAACGACGCCACAUGAAGCUGGGCGUCUCCCCGCCGGCGAAGCAGCUGCCCGGGCGCAGGGUCCAGUUCUCCGGCUAUGACAACGACCGGCCGGGCCAGCUGGUCUACCGGUUCUGCCGGGCUGGAGAGGAGACGCCAGACCUGCUCUACCAGCACUGUGACGCCCAGCCCGGGGCCAGCGGCUCGGGGAUCUACGCUCGUAUGUGGGACCGGAGGAGGCGGCGCUGGGAGAGGAAGGUGAUCGGGGUGUUCUCAGGGCACCAGUGGGUGGAGCGAGACGGGGCGUCGCAAGAGUUUAACGUGGCGGUGAGGGUGACACCUCUGAAAUACGCCCAGAUCUGCUACUGGAUCAAAGGAAACUAUGUAGACUGCCGAGAAGGAUGAGGAAGAGGUGGACAUGUCAUGCACAUACUGUACACACACACACACACAGAGAAUUGAUGGAGGACAAAGGGGGUCUUCACUUCCCUUCCUGAGGAAGUUGACAAGUGGACAUGUCAUUCAUACACAUGCAGAACACACUUCAUCAUGCAUUAAUACUGUUUCAUUACUAAUACAUACCAUCGUUCUGCAUGCAGAGACAUCCCUCCCAACACACAACUAGAAUGACUCACAUUCACAUCCAGGAAGUCCGACUGUACAUACAUCCUCACUAACCCUUUCCCAUCGUACAUUAAAUAAAAUGUAAAACAUGUAUUCGUGCCCUUCUUACUGCAUGAUCAACACUGUGCUUUGAAACACAACUGAAAGGUGUUAUGACUGAGCUUCAGAAGAUGUCUUUGACCAGGGACUCCCUGGACCAGCGUGUUAUGACUGAGCUUCAGAAGAUGUCUUUGACCAGGGACUCCCUGGACCAGCGUGUUAUGACUGAGCUUCAGAAGAUGGCUUUGUCCAGGGACUCCCUGGACCAGCGUGUUAUGACUGAGCUUCAGAAGAUGGCUUUGACCAGGGACUCCCUGGACCAGCGUGUUAUGACUGAGCUUCAGAAGAUGUCUUUGACCAGGGACUCCCUGGACCAGCGUGUUAUGACUGAGCUUCAGAAUAUGGCUUUGACCAGGGACUCCCUGGACCAGCGUGUUAUGACUGAGCUUCAGAAGAUGGCUUUGACCAGGGACUCCCUGGACCAGCGUGUUAUGACUGAGCUUCAGAAGAUGGCUUUGACCAGGGACUCCCUGGACCAGCGUGUUAUGACUGAGCUUUAGAAGAUGGCUUUGACCAGGGACUCCCUGGACCAGCGUGUUAUGACUGAGCUUUAGAAGAUGGCUUUGACCAGGGACUCCCUGGACCAGCGUGUUAUGAUGGUGAAGAGAACAUUUAAUGCACUGAAAGAAAGGAUGAAAUAGGAGGAACAAGAAGAUGUGUAAGAGAUUGGUGGAGCCAGAUGCAGUUUCACUGCUAAUUCUAUAGAUUGUCAGAGCUCUGUUGGGACAACUUUUUUUUCUUCUGUUAUUGCCAAUGAAUGUAACCCUGUCAUCAACCAAAGGUGCUACCCUGCUCUUAAAAAAUGUAAACUCAAGGUAUAGACUGUCACAGUACAAACGGUUGGUGUUUCAAAUGGACCCAAGUAAAAUAUCCAUAGCUCCCCCUGCUGGGCCAAAUACAAUACUACAGGCCACUGAUGACAGCAGAGUGUUGACUCUGGAACACUGACCCUCAACUACUCAUGAUAUGCACUUUGUCAAACCUUAUGGGUGAGCUAUUUUUCUGUUUCAAAAACAAUUGUGCAGCAAUAUAUAUAUAUAUAUAUAUAAACUUUAUAAUGCUUUGGAAUAAAAUGCAUAAUGUGG